Messenger RNA from Oryzias melastigma (Indian medaka), 2441 nucleotides. RefSeq names its product finTRIM family, member 66 (gene ftr66). The transcript has a single exon. Gene Ontology annotation, molecular function: zinc ion binding; protein binding. Lineage: Eukaryota; Metazoa; Chordata; Actinopteri; Beloniformes; Adrianichthyidae. Bases 71 to 1720 code for a protein of 549 amino acids. The record is from RefSeq and is a predicted model, not a curated record.
UUGGAGGAUCAGAGUCCGCCUGGUUUCUGAGAAAGUGAAACUCACACAGCCUUCGUGUCUGAGAGGAGAAAUGGCGCAGAAAGGAGUCGAUCUAGAUCAAGAAACCUUCAGCUGUUCCAUCUGUCUGGAUCUGCUGAAGGAUCCGGUGACUAUUCCCUGUGGACACAGCUACUGCAUGAAGUGUAUUCAAAGAUUCUGGGAUGAAGAGGAGAAAAUCCACAGCUGUCCUCAAUGUAGGAAGACCUUCACACCGAGACCUGUUCUGGUGAAAAACACCAUGUUAGCAGCUUUAAUGGAGCAGCUGAAGAAGACUGGACUCCAAGCUGCUCCUGCUGAUCACUGCUAUGCUGGACCUGAAGAUGUGUCCUGUGAUUUCUGCUCUGGAAGAAAAGUGAAAGCCAUCAAGUCCUGUUUGAACUGUCUGGCCUCUUACUGUGAGAAACACCUUCAACCUCAUUUGGAUGCAGCUCCAUUUAAGAAACACAAGCUGGAAGAACCCUCCAAGAACCUACAGGAGAAGAUCUGCUCCAUUCAUGAUGAGGUGAUGAAGAUGUUCUGUCGUACUGAUCAGAAGUGUAUCUGUUAUCUCUGCUCUGUGGAUGAACAUAGAGGACACGACACAGUCUCAGCUGCAGCAGAAAGGACUGAGAGGCAGAGAGAUCUGGAGGAGAGUCAACAACAAAUCCAGCAGAGAAUCCAGGACAGAGAGGAGGUGAAGCUGCUUCAACAGGAGGUGGAGGCCAUCAAUCACUCUGCUGAUCAAACCGUGAAGGACAGUGAGGAGAUCUUCACUCAGAUGAUCCGUCUCAUCCAGAAAAGAAGCUGUGAUGUGAAGCAGCAGAUCAGAUCCCAGCAGCAAACUGAAGUGAGUCGAGUCAAAGAUCUUCAGGAGGAGCUGGAGCAGGAGAUCACUGAGCUGAAGAGGAGAGACGCUGAGCUGAAGCAGCUCUCACUCACAGAGGAUCACAGCCAGUUUCUGCUCAACUACGUCUCACUGCCACCACUCAGAGAGUCCACACACUCAUCCAGCAUCAACGUCCGUCCUCUGAGAUACUUUGAGGAGGUGACAGCAGCUGUGUCAGAGCUCAGAGACAAACUGAAGGACAUUCUGAGAGAGGAACGGACAAACAUCUCAAUGGCAUUCACUCGUGUGGAUGUUUUACUGUCGGAACCAAGACCAAAGAGCUUCUUGAAAUAUUCAUGUCAAAUCACACUGGAUCAAAACACAGUACACAGCAUACUGUUACUGUCAGAGGAGAACAGAAAGGUGACAUUUUUGGAAAACCACAAAUCUUAUUCAUAUCACCUAGACAGAUUUAGAGAUUAUGGUCUGGUUCUGAGCAGAGAGAGUCUGACUGGACGCUGUUACUGGGAGGUAGAGAGGAGAGGAUCCUACGUUUGUGUAGCAGUUGCAUACAAGAACAUCAGCAGAUCUGGAGAUGAAAGUGGAUUUGGUUUAAAUGACAAAUCCUGGGCAUUGGAUUGUUAUCCAGACAGGUUCUUAUUUCGCCACAACAGCAUUGAAACCUCCAUCUCAGCUCGUGUUUCCUCCAGAGUAGGUGUGUACCUGGAUCACAGAGCAGGUGUUCUGUCCUUCUACAGCAUCUCUGAAAGCAUGACUCUCCUCCACAGAGUCCAGACCACAUUCACUCAGCCGCUCCAUGCUGGAGUGGGGUUGGAUUAUGCUAAAGACAUUGCAGUGUUGUGUAAACUCAAAUAGUUCAUACGGUUCCUAAAAGAAGAUACAUUUUUGUUUUUUAGAGAUUUUUCUGCUUUUGAUAAUUUUGAACUAAACUUAACUUUUAAUAUUCUGUGGUCAGAAAUAAAGACAGGAAUGACAAAUCUCUAGAAUGUUGAUUUGAAACAUUUUUAAAGAAGAAUCUCAAAGUUUUUGUUGUAAAAUCUGUGUUUUUGUUGUUUCUUUGAACUUUGGGAUUUGACUGUUUGGAUUCAAAUUUCGCAAAAUGUUUUGUGAACUCAGGGAAGCUGCAGCACAAAUGGAAUCAGUGGCAUCACAAAGACGUUCUCUGUGUUUGUUCUACAAAGAAACUACAAGAGGAGAAACUGAAGAUUGUGUUUUAUAAAAAGAACAUUUACAACUUUGUUUUCUAUAUUUUUGCUUCAUUUGAAAUUUUUGGAUUAAAGAUUUGUUUUCACUUUUAAUUCUUUAUAGAAAAGUUGUUUCUAAUCUUUUGGCAAUAAAAUCACCCUGAUUCCUUUGUCUUCAUUCCAGAGUUUGUGUGAAAUCCGAUGAAGAAAAAGUAGGAAUAAUAUGAAGGGAUAAACUGAGGCAGAUUUCCUGGAACUCCAGAAAGGACAGAGCUCAUGUGAACGUCUCUGAAGGAUCUGGUGAACCCAGAUAUCAUUUUUCUGCUUUGUUUUUUAGGCUAAUUUGGCAUUCAGCUAACAUUUUAGCUAGUUAUCAGCUUCAGUGUUUUCAU